Molecule: messenger RNA, 636 nt
Organism: Patiria miniata (bat star)
Lineage: Eukaryota; Metazoa; Echinodermata; Asteroidea; Valvatida; Asterinidae
Product: G-patch domain and KOW motifs-containing protein-like
Exons: 6
Coding region: 1-636 (211 amino acids)
Biological process (GO): mRNA splicing, via spliceosome
Cellular component (GO): spliceosomal complex
Source: RefSeq, a predicted model, not a curated record
AUGUCAGGCUCAGGUGCUCAACAACAAGGUGGAAACGUCGGAAACACCGGCACUAUUUCCGGCCCUAACAGCCCUGUCUUUGUUGGUCAAUCAGGUUCAAUUAACCUUACUUUCGGUGCGCCGCCAGAGAGGGCAGCAAAUGAGGAAACCCAAGGUCAACAUUGUAGUGACAGGGAGGAGAGGCAGAUGAACAGUGAUAAAAAAAGGAGGAAAAUACAAGAUAAGUAUGACAGCGACAGUGGCAGUUAUAAUACGACUAGUGCCAAUGCACAGUCCAGGGAGCAAUCCUAUUGGCUGAGACCUGAUUUGAGGGUACGUUUCAUUGACAGACAGUAUAAGAAUGGCAGGUACUUCAAUAGCAAAGUCUGUAUUGAGGAUGUUAAAGCACAGGGAAUCUGUACUUGCCGGACUGAAGAUGGCAGAAUUUUGGAAGAUAUUGACCAAAGCAUGCUAGAGACAUUAAUCCCAAAAGGAGACAUGGCAUGUGUCAUGAUCGUUGCUGGGAAACUACGUGGACAGUUGGGGUCUGUGGUGAAGAGAGACAAAUCCAAGGCCAACGCUGAUGUCCAACUUAGAGACCGCGACCAGAUUAAAACACUGGACUAUGAUGACAUAUGUGAAUAUGCUGGCAAUUAA